Messenger RNA from Pollicipes pollicipes, 3757 nucleotides. Its product is annotated as kazrin. Gene Ontology annotation, molecular function: protein binding. The record is from RefSeq and is a predicted model, not a curated record. NCBI's taxonomy places the organism in Eukaryota, Metazoa, Arthropoda, Thecostraca, Pollicipedomorpha, Pollicipedidae. Bases 271 to 2676 code for a protein of 801 amino acids. The transcript has 15 exons.
GCAGGGAGGGCGGGCGCGUGGGCCGGCCGCGUGGGGUGCCAGUGGCGACGCUGGAGGUUUGAGAGGUGCUGGCUGACCCGUGAAGCACAGAGGCGGCUGGAACGGCGGAGCUGAGGUCAAGGGCAGCUGCUCUCUUGGGCAGCGGUGUGCGGCCGGCAGCGGCGGCGCGAGCGGUCGGGUGAGGAGCUCAGGGCGCCGGCUAUGAGCGGGCGUCCGUGGACGAGCUACGGACGGCUCUGAACACCCCGCGUCUCCGCCCGUAACAAGCAGAUGCUCAGCGAAAGUCAAGGUCGCUUCGGCUGCAUGAUGGAGGAGGGUCAGCUGCUGGGAGCGCGCCUCGACGCCGGCCUGCAGACGGCCCGCUCCCAGGUCCCUGAUCUGCGCACGGAGCUGGCCGACACGCACCGUAUGAUUCACCAGUUGGCGGCGGCUUCGGAAGACCCUGGGCGGCAGUCGCCGGCCGUCUCGCCGCAGGAAGUUCCAAAGGUCAACGGGUCAACGGUCACGUCGGGGGCGGCGGAGGUCAGCGCCAAGGUCACGGACCGAGAAGAGCCGAAGGAACUCUCGGCCAUCGCGAGGCUGCGAGCUGAUGACGACACAUCCGACGAAGAGGCUGCGUACCACAGUAGGGAGGCGCUGCUGGCCAUGGACCGGGACCAGAUAGUGGAGCUGUGCCUGACCCUGCAGUCGCGGCACCGCACCCUGCGGCGGCGCACCGCCGACCUGAGGUCGCAGGCGAGCCUCGUCCACGCCACGGGCGACGGCCUUCAGGCGGAGCUCAGCCAGCUGACCUCCAAGCUGAAGGCCGGUGAGACGGAGGCAGCGCUGAUGCGGGAGGCUCUGGCAGCGCUAAAAGCGGACCGGAAGCGGCUGAAAGCGGAGAAGUUCGACCUGCUGAACCAGAUGAAGCAGCUGUACCAGACACUGGAGGACAAGGAGAGCGAACUUCGCGACUUCAUCAGGAAUUAUGAGCAGCGGAUCAAGGAGAACAACGACUCGCUGCGCUCCCUGGCGGCCGAGCGCGACGCGCUGGAGCGCGAGCGCUGGAGCGUGUUGAAGAGGGCGCGCGAGGAGGCCGACCGGUGCGUGACGCUUGCAGUGCAACUCAACGAUAGGGAGGUGGAGCUCAAGCAGGCCUCACACGAACUCGGACAGCUACGGCGCCGUCUGUCGCAGACGGAGUACUCCUCUGAUCACGAGGUGUCGCUGCGCGCCGGCCCGACGCCGCCCGCCGUCUCGGUGCCGGCCCUCUCGCCGGCGGCGCCGACCACCUGCAACGGGCGCGGCUCGAGCGCCGACUCGGGAGUCCGCGUCAGCUCCGACCGCGACUCGGUGGCGGCCGGCACCUCGGGCAACCUGAGCGACUCGACCACCAGCGGCGAGGCCGUGAACGGGCAGCGCGCCUCGCCGGCGCCGUCGCCGCUGCCGGUGCCUGUCGACCUGGCCGCCCUCUCGCGGUCGGCCGAGCAGCUGGACUCGCUGGAGCAGCUGGAGCGCCGGCUGCGGCCCAAGGGCGCCAAGCAGGGAACCUGGGGCAGCAUCUCACGGGUCUUCUCACGACAGAAGCAGCGCAAGCACCUGCACGUGGGCAACGGCGAGGACGCCUGGUCGCCGCAGUCGCCGCAGUGUCCGUCACCGCUGACGGACGAGCUGUACGCCGAGAAGCUGCGCCUGCUGGAGGAGGCGCAGCAGCUGCCGAUGGAGCGCUGGAAGGCCUCGAUGGUGCUGGCGUGGCUGCAGGUCACACUCGGUAUGCCGCAGUACGGCCCGGCCUGCGCCGAGAACGUCCGCUCCGGCAAGGUGAUGUUAGAGCUUACGGACGUGGACCUGGAGCGUGUCCUCUGCAUCGCACAGCCGAUGCACAAGCGGAAGCUGCGGCUGGCCAUCGAGGAGCUGCGCCAGCCGCACCUCUGCAAGUACCCGUACAUCUCGCAGCUGAACCACGCUUGGGUGGCCGCCGAGUGGCUGCCCGACGUCGGCCUCGCACAGUACGCCGAUCUCUUCAGCGCCCACCUGAUCGACGGCAGGCUACUGGCGCACCUCACCAGGAAGGACAUGGAGAAGUACCUCAGCGUCACCAGGAAGUUUCACCAGGUGUCGCUGAUGCACGGUAUCCAGCUGCUGCGGCUGCUGCAGUUCGACCGCCAGGUCAUCUGCGAGCGCCGGCAGCGGAGCGAGAUCAGCGGCGACGAUGUGCUGGUCUGGACCAACGCCCGGUUCGUCCAGUGGGCGCGCUCUAUCGACCUCAGCGAAUACGCCGACAACCUCAAGGACUCGGGGGUACACGGCGCCAUGGUGAUCCUGGAACUGUCAUUCACCACCGACACCCUAGCCACGGCGCUGGGCAUACCCCAGUCGAAAACGAUGCUACGGAGACAUCUGUCGACGGAGCUGGACAAGCUGGUGCGACCGGCCAGAGCGCUGCUGGACGAGGAGGCGCGCCAGGCGCGCUGGGAGCGCGAGCGGCGCCGGCCGGAGCGGCCCGGCGCCUCCGCCACGCUCGGCCGCGCCUUCUCUCGCUCGUACGCCAGCGGCUUGCAGCGCCGGGCCGACCGCGACAAUGCCAGCCUCAGGCCAGCCGCAUGGCGCAGCUCCCAGGUAACCACGGCUGCGCAGGAAUAUCGUACCGCUGGCGGCGCGCGCUGCAGGUCCUCGGGUUUAACGUCUUGUGUAUAGUUGCAGCUGUAAUGUCUGCCUUAGCCGUACAGCCUUAGCCCACCUGCGAUCCUCACGCGGCUUGUGGGUUGUUGAUGAAAUCCAUGUAUGCACGGCGGCGGGUUGCUACGCUUUGCAUGGUGGUGCCCCAGGCUCUACAUGGAGCCGAGACCGGCAUUGACACGCUACAAAGCUGUGGCGCUUGCGUUUACCGUCAGCUAGCUUGCAGCAGCCGUCAGCUAGCUACGAGCCAACACCUUCACCCCUUCCCCUGCAGUGCUCAUGGCGUCCACGUGGCACGAUGACAUGGCACCUGACUCAUGGCUCACCCGUCCACGUGGCACCUGAGUCGGCACCCACGUGCCGACUCAGGCCUGGGCAGGGCCCCACUUCGGACAGUCAGGGCGGUCAACACAAGCAUUGGCUGGGAGCUGUCUAAUAAUGCAGAUAUGUUUCGUCCUGCGACGGGCCAGGCUACACAUGUUCCCGACUUCCGCCAGAUGACGGGUCAUGGGGUUCCGUCGGCUGAAAUAGUUGAUGUGAUGUAUGUGGUGCAAUGACACGGAACCGGCCAGACACCUUCAUAGAUCUGGCGUACCUUGAUUACUAGAUCUCGUCGAUUGCUGUACCCUCGCAUGUUAAUAUUGUUAGCGCGUCCAAACCAGGAUGUUAUCACAAAAAAAAAACAGUUUAGUAACGCAUCGACCCGGUAUGUAGAUGGCCUGGAUUCAGAAAUUGUAUGCCAGAGUUUGCAGCAAAUAUCUUGGAAAACUCUUGACCUUAAGCACUAUCUACCGCAUGCCUUUGAUUCAGCUGGUAAGCUGUAAAUUGCCGUAUUAUGAUGACCUUCCACCUCUUUAAUAGCGUUGACCUCAGCAGUUGUGCAUCGCGCGACCACGAGGACAGGACGAGGACGUCGGCCUGAGCGCGAUCCAAACCCGACUGCACCAUCUGCCUGCCCUAGCUGCGGCUUUCUGCAGAACAGCGCUGUUGUGAUCCGCCCGAUACCUUCGUCCACGACGCUGCCUCUCGCUGUGCCCGCACCCCAUCCACCGCCCGUCCCGUCGAACAGGCACUGACCGCACCCCGGCCGGCAGGGGUC